AUGGACACGCGGGAAGCGGAGCAGGUGCUUGCUGCUCUACAGGCACUGCUGGCAGAGAAGGAGCAACUUCAUCAACAGCUGGUGGAUGAGCAGGCUGAUGCUGAACGCAGACUGCACGCACUGAGAGAGAUGGGCGUGGCAGGGCGCAGCGUAGGUAUGCAGCCUUGA
Symbiodinium pilosum is the source of this 168-nucleotide messenger RNA. The record is from the annotation of a GenBank genome assembly. NCBI's taxonomy places the organism in Eukaryota, Dinophyceae, Suessiales, Symbiodiniaceae.